UCACACUAUGAUCAAGAUCCAUCACUCCCAUCUAUCCAAAAUUCCAUUUCAUUUUCCAAGACCACACAGCUAAUCCUGAUUUCUGACUCUGAUUUGAUUCCUCGUAUCAUUCUCAACACACUCCCGCUCUUGAUUCUUGCACUUGAUUCCCUUGUCUAUUUCCCUCUUAUCCACCCCAACACUACAAACUCAAAUUCCUUUUCUAAACAUGGCAGAUCAGUUCUUCUCCAAGUAUCCAUACGCAACGAUCCUACUCAAUUUGAGCUUCAUUUUCCUCGUUUCUUGCCUGCUCACAGCCCAUUUCUGGACUGACCCUAAUCCGACAUCAGAUCAUUACAAGACAGCUGAUACAGAAACAGGUUGUAAAGGGAUUCAAAUGUUAGAAAUCAGGCAAGAAAAAUGCUCCUAUGUGAAAUCCCACGAAGGCUGCAAGACAAGAGGUUAUAUUCCCUAUCUCCACCUCUUCUACUGCACAUUCAGCCCUGUUCUUGGAUACGUUUCACUAUCCCUUUGGCUCAUACUGCUCUUCUACUUAUUAGCUGAUACAGCGAGCAACUACUUCUGCCAUUCCCUCGUCGGCCUGUCGAAGAUUCUCAAACUCUCCCCUGGGAAAUGGAGCACCCGAUGUGUUUGCAAGUAUAAUUUCUUUUACGGGAGAGGGAACUGCAGAUAUCGGCCUGAACAGCGUUCUAGGCGGUGCGUUCUUCGUGUCGUGCGUUGUCACUGGGAUCAUAGGCGUUUCUGUCGGAAACGAUGGUGCAAGAAUCAGCAGGCGUGGUUUCACAAUCCAUGUUGGCGUUCUACUAUUGUCCCUUGCUUGCCUAAUCUUGAUCAUCGCUGUUGGAGAACUUAGUCUGUGCGCUGCUCUGUCUUUCCUUUCUCUCUACUUCAUAUACGCCUUGCUCGUUUUCGCAUGUUCUGAAGAGAAAGAGAAUGAAAACGGAUUGCAGGACGUAGAGGCGCCACUAUGCUGUUAUAUAGAUAACGAAGGCCAUGAUGGGGACGAUACGGCCGGACGUCUGCCGAAGGACGGAAAGAACGGUGGAGUUGUGAGCAAAAUCUUGUGCAUUUUAGAGUUGCCACUUUACGUGCCAAGAAGGCUGACUAUUCCACUUGUUUCCGAGGAUAAAUGGUCUAAACCAUUUGCAGUUUCAUCAGUGACCUUGGCUCCUAUUGCAUUGGUUCUAACAUGGAAUUCCAACAGCACAAAAUUGCGAGCUCUUGAGAUUGGUGGAUCAGUUGGGAUUGUAUGUGGGAUUCUUGCAUUUCGCACAAUUCAGAGCUCUAAUCCACCAAGAAAAUGUAUAAUCUUUUGGCUGGCUGAGGGGUUUAUAAUGAGUGUGACUUGGGCUUACAUCUUGGCCCAAGAAUUGAUUUCUCUGCUGGUUUCAUUGGGCUAUAUUCUUGGAAUAGAUGAAUCCUUGCUGGGCCUGACAGUUCUUGCAUGGGGGAAUUCAGUAGGUGACUUGGUUGCAAAUGUUACCAUGGCCCAGAAAGGUGGGACGGAAGGGGCCCAAAUUGCUGUUUCUGGGUCCUAUGCAGGGCCCAUAUUCAAUACUGUUGUGGGCUUGGGCUUGUCAUUAAGUUUCUCAGCUUGGAGCAAUUAUCCAGCUUCAUAUGCACUGUUUGUGGACCAAUCUGUUUUUGUUACAGUUGGGUUUUUCAUGGUGGGCUUAAUUUGGGCCUUUGUCAUGCUUACAAAGAGAAAGAUGGUGGUUGAUAAGUAUUUGGGAAGUGGGCUUUUGGUCAUAUACUUGUGCUUUUUGUCUUUACAAAUAGCAAGGCUUUUAGGCCUUGUGGAAAUUCUUGUGCCCAAUUUAUAAUUUGCUCACAGCUGAUUUCCAUGCUAGUUUGCACAUUCAGACAUCUUAUGCAAAUGUUGGAUGAUUG
Messenger RNA from Sesamum indicum (sesame), 1890 nucleotides. Lineage: Eukaryota; Viridiplantae; Streptophyta; Magnoliopsida; Lamiales; Pedaliaceae. The record is from RefSeq and is a predicted model, not a curated record.